CAAUGACAUAACAAUGUUGACUCUUUACUAGAAGUUGAAGGUUGACUGUAAAUCACGUAAGGCUGGAUCGUAAGACCGCCCCCCUGCAAGAGAAUAUUCACCAGGAAAGUAUAUUUAAAACCCAUUCAAGCAUUGUCGUUUACAACAAGAAGCGACGAUACAUCAGCGAAUACAACAAUCACGAUGAACAUGGGGUUUAUAUAUUUGGUUUUUACUUUAGCAAUAUUUGCAAAAGAAAGUUUGGCCCAGACUCUUCACGGCAAUGAAUACUACUGCGGAAAUAAGCCGGCAGAUGUAGUUUUUCUACUGGAUUCCUCCAACAGCAUUUGGGGACCUCACUUCCGGAAGCAACUUCAGUUUGUCAAAGAUGUGGUUUCAAUGUUUGAGAUCGAAGAAAACACCACCAGGAUCGGUGUGGUGACCUACGGAUCGAACAUCCGCCGAGAAUUCUAUCUAAACGAGUUCAGUACAAAGUCUGGUGUUUUAUCGGCCAUCAACAGAAUUAGACAGAUGCGGGGUUACGCGACCCAUACAAACAAGGCAUUAAAAUUCAUGAGGGAGAGAAUGUUUUCAGCCACCCAUGGAGCAAGAGAAAACGUGGCGCGGAUCGGGAUCGUGCUGACGGACGGACAAUCCAGUAAUAUGCUGAUGACAGUAUGGGAGGCAUCCAAGGCUAAGAAAGUCCAUAUCAAUUUAUUUUCCAUCGGGAUCGGUUCCAGAAUCAACACAAGAGAAUUAAAAAUGAUGGCAAGUCGACCAGCCAGGGAGCACUUCUUUAAAGUUACCGAUUUCAAUGCACUUCAGAACAUAAAAAACAUAUUAGCUGUCAGAACAUGUAGAGUCACACCAAAACCAACAACAACAACGACAACAACAACAACAACAACAACUACAACAACAACAACCACCACAACACCGGCCCCAACUACGACAUCUUUACUUGAAGUGGCACAAAGAGUGUGUAAAGAUGGAGUCAGUGACGUCAUAUUUGCGUUGGAUUCUACAACAUCUGUCUCUGAUGCCGACAUCGAAAAUCAACUGUCCUUCGCAAAAGAAAUUGUUAACUCCCUGAAUGUACAGGAAAAUGGAACAAGAGUAGGUGCGAUCCUAUAUAGUGACCAGGUAGUCAAUGCUUUGGACAUGAAUGAUCUCUAUGACCGCAAUGACGUCAUAGCAACUUUAGAAAAAACCAAGAGGACCGCAGGAAGUAACAGAUUAGAUUUAGCCAUUAAACACAUCCGCACCAAAAGCUUCCGUCGAGGUCUAGCUAGACGAAAUUCCGCGCAGCUUGCCGUUGUCAUCACGGGAUCCCCAUCGACGUACAAACAAUAUACAAGCCAGGAGGCCAAGAAGGCCGAAGAAUCUGACAUCACAAUUAUUCCAAUUGGAGUGGGAAAUUUUGAUCUAGAAGAGGUAAAGUCUAUCACAAGAAAAGGCGAUGGGUUCUACCAGGUGCCCUCUUUUAAAGAAUUACCGUCCUUGAUUGCAGAGGUCACUCUGGAGGCAUGUAGAGUUCCUAAAGCUCAGACGCCUAUACAAGACCAAGCAUGUGGCUCUCGUCAGGAAGCAGAUAUAAUGUUUAUAUUAGACAGCAUCAACGCCGGUCGUAAAAAUACCAAACGGGCUUUGGCUUUCAUAAAGGACCUAACAGAGGAACUCGCCGUGGACAGUGACAAAAUCCAGGUCGGACUAAUGUCCGCCGAAUGCCAAGAGGAUAACCCAGGGUUUUCAUUGAACUCCAACAAAAACAAAGACGGAGUGAAAGAUGCUCUUACAAAGGUCAAGACUGUGGACUUUUCAGCUGUGAUAAAACAGAUGCGACACGGAGCAUUUAGUCAAAGCCGUGGAGGAAGGCGCGGGGCUAAAAAGGUGGCGGUACUCGUGAUCGAUGGGAGUUUAGAGAAACCUCUUCGAGCUCUCACAGAGGCACAAAGAGCGAAACUUCAUGGAGUGGAGGUCAUUGUGGUUCAGGUGGGAGAGGAGAAGCCGCAAGAGGAGGUCCUAAUGAUGUGUGACUCGCCUUCAAAUGAAAAGGAAAUGUUCUUUAAAGUAUCAGAUUACAGCCAACUUUCUGCAGUUAAACAGAAAAUCUGGGACAGUUUAUGUGACGAACUUUGAAUUUGAUUGAAUGGCUUCACCAGAAAUCCAGAGAGAAUGCUUCGCAGAGCUACAGUCUAAAUGCGACUCUUUUGAUGAACGAGUGCUAAUGACGACUCCCGAGUCCCGUUAUGAUUUGUGAGAAACGCGUGUGAAAGAAUGGUUAACAUUUUGUAGCAAAUCUUACUAACACCAAGUGAGUUGUCAAAUGAAAACAAGAAUCUCAAUCUAUCAAAAAGUAUUUUGUAUAGUUUACCGGGUAUACAAUGUUGCUCCAUUUAAAGUUUGACAUCGGUAUUGCAUAAUACCGUAAUUUAUUGUUACGGCUUUGAUUCCCCGACAAAAUAAAAUGUUAAAAAUCUAAUGACAUAGCAUCAUUACCAAUUCAUGAAUCACGUCUUACAUUUUCUCUUGUCCAGCAUCAUCCGAUGUGGUUGUUGAUUAUCCUUUAAUGCCAUGUUAUAUAUUUUUGUACAAUUGUUGUUUAUAUAUUUAUUGUUUAUAUAUUUAUAUUUGAAUGGUUAUUCGAUUAAACUAUAAGAAAAUCCUA
Messenger RNA from Ostrea edulis (European flat oyster), 2647 nucleotides. Its product is annotated as cartilage matrix protein-like. The coding region runs from base 184 to 2118 and encodes 644 amino acids. NCBI's taxonomy places the organism in Eukaryota, Metazoa, Mollusca, Bivalvia, Ostreida, Ostreidae. The record is from RefSeq and is a predicted model, not a curated record. The transcript is spliced from 9 exons.